Molecule: messenger RNA, 1389 nt
Organism: Cercocebus atys (sooty mangabey)
Lineage: Eukaryota; Metazoa; Chordata; Mammalia; Primates; Cercopithecidae
Product: DNA-directed RNA polymerase II subunit RPB1-like
Exons: 2
Coding region: 1-1071 (356 amino acids)
Source: RefSeq, a predicted model, not a curated record
AUGGCGGGGUUGAGGAAGGUGGGCAGAGGCAAGGUUUGGCCCCCCAGGGGAGAACAGACGCCUUGUCCCGAAAGUGCAGCACGGCCGAGAGCGUCCAGGGGUGCAGACAGCGCCCUGGGGUGGUCCUGCCGCCGCCUCUCCUUUGACUCCGGAGCGCCGCGCCGCGUCCGGGCGCGUUCUCAGUUGUUCGAAGCCAGAGAGGACCCUGGGCACCUGGCUUUUUCGACGCCGAGCUGCCGCCCAGCCCCAACGGGAGGGCCUUCCAGGGAGACCAAGUCGGACUGCUCCCCAACUCCCGCAGCUGCUCGGCCCCUGCAAAGCCCCCGGGAGCGUUUCUACUCUCCCUUGAGCCCAUGCCACUCCCCUGUCACUCCUAGGAAACUCGUUUUUGCGCAGAAACUCCUGGAGAACAGCCCUGGCCGCCACGUACUUGCCCGGACUGCAAAGCCCACAGAGCUUCAAUUCGGAGGAAGAGUGGGGAGCCCUGAGCUGGGGUGUUCCUGGAGGAGGUCGAGGAGGGGGCUAGUGGGGGGGAGGCAUUCCCUGGAAACGUUUGGAAGCUUUGGUAAUCUUGGAGACCAUGUCAGGAAAGAAGCGUACCCAUGCCGUCCGCGGUAUGCCCACCCGGAUCCCCAUCAGUGCCCCACGCACUCGAGCUCUUCCUCGGCGUCUGCAGCCUCUUCAUCCGCGCGGAGAGGCGGAGGUCUCCCGGAAAGCCAGUCCGACUGUGGCACCCCAGAGCGUCCAAUGCGAGCUCAGGCCUUUCCCACAAGUCUGGAGUUUUCUUACCCAGUUGAGGCCACCUUUGCUGUACUCACUCCCUACCCUCCCGCCCCAUCCUCUGCCACCCUACCUCCAUCUUUGAUGGUUAGCGCCUUCCGCCCUCAACAGCUUCGCACAACCAAUCCCCUAGAAGCUGUGAAGUCAGACCAGCCAGGGUGGGACCUAGGUUUUAACUCGGGUUCUGGCUACACAUGCUGCGCCUCCAUACAGUUUGUCCCAGAUUUGGCAGCAGGCCGGAACUCUGCUUUGGCCUCUGUCUGUUCCUGUCGCAGUUGGGCAAGUUUCUAGCUACCCCACUGAGAGGACCAUAGAACAAGGACCCUGGCAUGGCAUACAGACAAGGAAUGUUUGCUCAAUUAAUGGAGCUGGUGCCUUGCAGCUUCCCUCUUGUUCCUUGAAGUUGCCCUUGCUGUCCUCCACAUCAGCUCCCUCUCCUCCUCAGCUACUUAUUCCCCAUCCUGACUUCUAGUCUUGGUCCCCAAGUACUUGUUGAAUUCUGUAUGGACAGCCAAGCAUCCACUUUUGACAAUCCCUGUGGCCCCACCCCAUUUGUUUUUUAGACUUCUCCCUCCUUUUUGUCCCCAUCCCCCAAGUUAUAAAACUGUA